Molecule: messenger RNA, 1360 nt
Organism: Choloepus didactylus (southern two-toed sloth)
Lineage: Eukaryota; Metazoa; Chordata; Mammalia; Pilosa; Megalonychidae
Product: spindlin-1-like
Exons: 1
Coding region: 249-1037 (262 amino acids)
Biological process (GO): gamete generation; regulation of DNA-templated transcription
Cellular component (GO): cytosol; nucleoplasm
Source: RefSeq, a predicted model, not a curated record
GUCUGGCUCGGGUUGGGGCCGGGGCAGACAGCCCGAGAGAAGACGGGCCGUGGGAGCUCGCGUGGGGCUUGCGGACGGCGGCCCUCAAGGGCGUCGGCAGAGUGCUUGUGAUUUUUUGCUGAACUUGUAAAAGAAACUCUUGGAUGGUGGAUUAAUAAGAACAUUGACUGUCUGAAAAGUUUCCAAUUGGAGAAUAUUGAAUUUUCACCCUAGUCCAGCACCUCUGCUGCUCACUUAAAUACAGAUGAAUGAAGACCCCAUUUGGAAAGACACCUGGCCAGCGGUCCAGAGCUGAUGCAGGACAUGCUGGUGUAUCUGCAAACAUGAUGAAGAAAAGGACUUCCCACAAAAAACAUCGAAGCAGUGUGGGGCCCAGCAAGCCUGUUUCCCAGCCCCGGAGGAACAUCGUAGGCUGCAGAAUUCAGCAUGGGUGGAAAGAAGGGAAUGGCCCUGUUACACAGUGGAAAGGAACAGUUCUGGAUCAGGUUCCUGUAAAUCCUUCUUUGUAUCUUAUAAAAUACGAUGGAUUUGACUGUGUUUAUGGACUAGAACUUAAUAAAGACGAAAGAGUUUCUGCACUUGAAGUCCUCCCUGAUAGAGUUGCAACAUCUCGGAUCAGUGAUGCACACUUAGCAGACACAAUGAUUGGCAAAGCAGUGGAGCAUAUGUUUGAAAUGGAGGAUGGUUCUAAAGAUGAAUGGAGGGGAAUGGUCUUGGCACGCGCGCCUAUAAUGAACACGUGGUUUUACAUUACCUAUGAGAAAGAUCCUGUCUUGUAUAUGUACCAGCUCUUAGAUGACUAUAAAGAAGGUGACCUUCGCAUUAUGCCUGAUUCUAACGAUUCUCCUCCAGCAGAAAGGGAACCAGGAGAAGUUGUGGACAGCCUGGUAGGCAAACAAGUGGAAUAUGCCAAAGAAGAUGGCUCGAAAAGGACUGGCAUGGUCAUUCAUCAAGUAGAAGCCAAACCAUCUGUCUAUUUCAUCAAGUUUGAUGAUGAUUUCCAUAUUUAUGUCUACGAUUUGGUGAAAACAUCCUAGAUGUCAUCAUGAACUUUGCCAAAUUUGUGGAACUAUUAAAUGUAUAAUUUGUAGACACAAAGACUUGAUUGCUUUCCAGUUUAAUGAAAGCUUAAAUGUCCCUGCGAACCCACAAUCUCUGCCAGCAAAACUGUUUUGUUCUGAGUAGUACAUAUAUAUAUAUAUAUAUAUAUGUGAACACAAAGCAUUUUGUUUAAGGAACCCCUUCCUCUUAAAAGAAGCCUGUCUGUUUGAAGGGGAGUUACAGACACGUUUGGUAAAAGUUAAGCUAAUAUCAUAGUCAUCUAAAAUUAUAAUAGAUCUUAAUCAAUUUCCCCUUCACC